AUGCACCGCGGAGGCGGAAGUGCCGGAGGCGCAGCCGGGGGUGGUAUCGUCGGUGGUGCCGGCGGAAGUCACCGUGCCCUCGAAUUGGAGCAUCCGUCGGCGAUGCCAGGUGCACCCGGUUUCCAUUGGGGGGCCAUGUUCGCGGGUCACCACGCGGCCGCUGCCGCGGGUAUGAUGCAGCCCCCCAUGUCUACGGGUGGUGAGUACGUGCCAACCGCGGCGCACCAUGGUCCCGCUCAUCCCGCGAUGCCCAUGGAUCUACAUGUUCAUCAGGGAUUUCCCUAUUUCCCUACCAGGUAUCGAGAUGACGCGCUCUGUUGGACAGACAGGAAACCGUCCAUGGACGACGUCGGAAAUCCUACCUCCGUCAACGCACGAUUUGAGGAGAGACACUACGCUUUCGAAAGCAUCUUGGAAUUGCGCAAGGAGAAGAGCCGAGACGCGGCGAGGUCGCGGCGGGGUAAAGAAAACUUUGAGUUCUACGAGCUCGCGAAAAUGCUACCACUACCGGCAGCCAUUACCUCCCAGCUGGACAAGGCCUCCAUAAUAAGGCUAACGAUCUCGUACCUCAAACUACGCGACUUCUCCAGUCACGGCGAUCCGCCGUGGUCUCGCGAUGGUCCACCGCCCAGCAAAUCCGUCAAAGGUGCUAAUCGAGUCAGAUCGUCGACAUCUGCAGCGAUAGACCAUUUCGAAAUUCAUCAAGGUACCCACAUAUUACAGUCCCUGGAUGGCUUCGCGAUGGCUGUCGCAGCUGAUGGCAGAUUCCUGUACAUAUCUGAGACCGUUUCGAUAUAUCUCGGCCUUUCACAGGUAGAGAUGACGGGAUCAAGCGUUUUCGACUACGUCCAUCAGCAAGAUCACGCCGAGGUCGCCGAGCAGCUCGGUCUGGGACUCGCGUCGACGACAAGCACCUCGGCCCCGCACUCGUCGAAUUCUGGUCUAGCCUCACCGAGUAGUGGUGCGUCGGAAGAGCACGGUUCGUCCUCUACCGCGAAUCCCGAUGUGUCCUCGGUAAUGUCGCUGUCGGCGACCGGACUGUACAAAGGGUACGACCGGGCAUUUUGCGUUAGAAUGAAAUCCACUCUGACGAAGAGGGGGUGUCAUUUCAAGUCGUCUGGUUAUCGGGUCGUACUGUUGCUGUGCCGUUUGAGGCCGCAGUUUAUAUUCAGUCAUGCGAGGAAGUCUGCGCCGCCUUUGAUGGGCAUGGUCGGACUAGCUAUCGCUCUUCCACCGCCCAGUGUACAUGAAAUUCGUCUUGAAACCGACAUGUUCGUCACACGGAUCAGCUUUGACUUUCGGAUAGCACAUUGCGAGCCAAAAGUGUCCGAAUUGCUGGACUACACCGCCGAUGAAUUGACGGGGAAGAAUCUCUAUACGCUGUGCCACGGCGAGGACGCGAAUCGUCUUCGGAAGUCUCACAUAGAUCUGAUCCAUAAAGGACAAGUGCUGACGCAUUACUAUCGGCUGAUGAACAAGAGUGGCGGGUACACGUGGCUACAGACGUGCGCUACCGUUGUGUGCAAUUCGAAAAAUGCCGACGAGCAAAAUAUCAUUUGCGUCAAUUAUGUCAUAAGCGGCCGAGAAUACGAAAAUUUAAUAAUGGACUGCUGUCAGUUAGAGGACGGUGUCACCGGUGUCAAAAGGGAAGAUACGGCCGGGAAUGAUCCGGAGAAUGGAUCGCCGGACGCUGACAGAGGAGAGGGUCGUAGUCGAGGCGGCCCUACAAAUCAACAUCAGGAGCAAUCGCAUCGGUCACCACCUGAGGAGCGGGAAGAGAGCCAUCCAUCGGAAAGUGAGAAGCGAGGUAGUCGACAUCACGAAAAUAUAGCUCAGUUGCAACAGGAUUCGCAGACGGCGGUCGGGAAUCUCGGCACGCUCGUAGUAAGAUUACGAGGGCACAAGCGAAAAAUUCAUGACGACGACAGCAGCUCCAACGAAGAGGAGGAUGAGGAGGAGCCUGCGGUGAAAGAAUCGAAUGGUGAAAGAACUCGCGCGCUCAGCCCUAGCGCGACAUCCACACAUUCGAUGUCGACCACCGAACAAGCGCUCUGUUCAACCAGUCCAAAAUCACGUCGCGCCGAGGGCAACAGAAUGGACAGUGCCGAGAGCACGGGUACCUCAGUGAAGGAUCUGGAGCAGGCUAUGUCGAAACACCUCCCGGGGAGCUCGCUAAAUAAAUCGAACUCACCGGCAGCGCUUCAUCAGCCGACAGAUUUCAGCACGGACGCGUUACUGAAGCAGCAGCAGCAGCGGAGUACGAUACAGUGGAUCGGCGCGCAUCAUCAUCUGGGACACCUCAGUCCACAACAAUCCGCCACCGCUCCUUUACCCGCCUCAGCACUCCUUAGGCAACUUUACGCUGCCAAUCGGGAGAGUGUGAUACGUGCUAAUGUACACGGAAUCACAUCAAGCGGCGGUACGCGUGCUCCUACAUCGGCCGGUAUCUAUUAUCCGGGUGAAACCGCCCCUAAUGGACCUCUGCCCACGCCGCCAGGCUCAGAAGGCUCCAGCACGUAUGGCGAGCACCAAUUUGUACUCGCCGCUCACAAUCAAAAAGGAUCGAACGGCACCAGUUGCGCUGAUGCUUUCACCAGUCUAGUUUCAUCGUACACGUCUGCUACCGCGGCUGGCUACUCGGUGGACUAUCAUUCGGCGAUGACACCGCCGUCGUCGGUCUCGCCACGAGACAAGCAGCAGCAGCAACAGCAGCAGCAACAACAGCAACAGCAGCAGCAGCAGCAGCAGCAGCAGUUGCAUCCCGUGAACGUGAUAAGUAGUUACGAAAGCUCGUCGGCGUACACGGAUCCCGUUCUUCGGCACCAGUACGAACCGGCCCAGCCGUUACCCUUAAAACCUCAAGUGUACUCGGCUACUGUCCAUCCGAGUGCCUUAGACGCCGCAGCGGCAUACGCCUCGGCAGGUCUGACGGAACAACCACAGUUCUACCAUCAUCCAGCCAGUAGUGCCGGCUUCCACAUCUACCACCCAAGCAACAAAUCGACGACGAACGGCUGGUAUACCUCGGCCUCCUAGUGGCCCCAUCCGUAGGGGUUCCACCGCCCGUGUACGUGGAACACGUGUACUUAAGCGACUGUAAUUAAAUCCAAAGCCCUCUCCCUCGUGCAUAUCAG
Messenger RNA from Atta colombica, 3134 nucleotides. Its product is annotated as protein trachealess. The record is from RefSeq and is a predicted model, not a curated record. NCBI's taxonomy places the organism in Eukaryota, Metazoa, Arthropoda, Insecta, Hymenoptera, Formicidae. Gene Ontology annotation, biological process: regulation of transcription by RNA polymerase II. The transcript is spliced from 14 exons. Gene Ontology annotation, molecular function: RNA polymerase II transcription regulatory region sequence-specific DNA binding; DNA-binding transcription factor activity, RNA polymerase II-specific; protein dimerization activity. The coding region runs from base 1 to 3036 and encodes 1011 amino acids.